Molecule: messenger RNA, 918 nt
Organism: Elephantulus edwardii (Cape elephant shrew)
Lineage: Eukaryota; Metazoa; Chordata; Mammalia; Macroscelidea; Macroscelididae
Gene: GJD3
Product: gap junction protein, delta 3, 31.9kDa
Exons: 1
Coding region: 1-918 (305 amino acids)
Biological process (GO): cell communication
Cellular component (GO): connexin complex
Source: RefSeq, a predicted model, not a curated record
AUGGGGGAGUGGGCGUUCCUGGGUUCACUGCUGGACGCUGUGCAGCUGCAGUCGCCGCUCAUGGGCCGCCUGUGGCUGGUAGUUAUGCUGAUCUUCCGCAUCCUGGUGCUGGCCACGGUGGGCGGCGCGGUGUUCGAGGACGAGCAAGAGGAGUUCGUGUGCAACACCAAACAGCCGGGCUGUCGCCAGACCUGCUACGACCGCGCCUUCCCGGUGUCCCACUACCGCUUCUGGCUCUUCCACAUUCUGUUGCUCUCGGCGCCCCCCGUGCUGUUUAUCAUCUAUUCCAUGCACCAGGCUGGCAAGGAGCCGGGCCUGGCGGAAGCGGGCGGCGGGGUCACCGAGGCAGGGCCGCCGUGUGCCCGCGACCGCCCGGGGGGUCCCUGCGCACCGUGCGCUCAGCGCGCCCACCGCGCGCGCCGCUGCUACCUGCUGAGCGUGGCGCUGCGCCUGCUGGCCGAGCUGGGCUUCCUGGCUGGCCAGACGCUGCUCUACGGCUUCCGCGUGGCCCCGCAGUUCGUGUGCACCGGGCCGCCGUGCCCGCACACGGUCGACUGCUUCGUGAGCCGGCCCACCGAGAAGAGCGUCUUCGUGGCCUUCUACUUCGCCGUGGGGCUGCUCUCGGCGCUGCUCAGCGUGGCCGAGCUGGCCCACCUGCUCUGGAAGGGCCACCCGCACGGCCAGGCCCCCGGCCGCGCGCCCCACGCUGAUGAGUGCGACAACCGCUGCAACCGCGCGCACGAGGAGGCCCAGAAGCUCUUCCCGCCGCUGCCACCGGCUCUGCCCGCCCCGCGGCCCGGCCCGGUCCCCUGCGCCCCGCCUGCCUACGCCCGCGGGGUGCAGCAGAACGACGGCCAGGAAGGCAGCAGCCGCAGCAAGGCGUCCUUGGCCUCCAGCCACCAGGACCUGGUCAUUUAG